Aedes albopictus (Asian tiger mosquito) is the source of this 2067-nucleotide messenger RNA. RefSeq names its product sodium/potassium-transporting ATPase subunit beta-2. The record is from RefSeq and is a predicted model, not a curated record. NCBI's taxonomy places the organism in Eukaryota, Metazoa, Arthropoda, Insecta, Diptera, Culicidae. The transcript is spliced from 7 exons. Gene Ontology annotation, biological process: intracellular sodium ion homeostasis; sodium ion export across plasma membrane; potassium ion import across plasma membrane. Gene Ontology annotation, cellular component: sodium:potassium-exchanging ATPase complex. Gene Ontology annotation, molecular function: ATPase activator activity. Bases 622 to 1602 code for a protein of 326 amino acids.
AGAACAAAAAAACUGCUUUCGGGCUGAACGAUCGUUGAAGCAUCAACAAUACCACACAGUUUCUUCACGAUCGAAGACCUGUUUGGACGGUUUCGCGAAUUGGAAACUCCCUUCGAACGACGAAAUCUAUCUUUAAUUUGGACGUAGAUUUUUUCUCUCUCUCUGCAUAUAAAAAUAAAGUCCCCAUCGCGUCCUUUUGACGCCUUUUUGCAUUAGGAAAAAUAUACACGAUUUUUUCGGUCGUUAUAUUUUCCCCAUCGUUUUGCUCUCGCGCGCGCACCGUUCUGAACGCAAAUUUCGAAUAUCGCAGUGCUACAUAAAAUAAGGCUACCGUGAAUCUGUAAGAUCACCGCCGAGUAACUCGUGUCCGUCUCGCUAAAACUUCUAAGCAGCAGCAGCAGAAGUACGAAAAGUUGUUCGUGUGGCCUUCGAGAGACCGUGUGUAGCUAGUGGCUAUGCUACGGGGAUAAAGUUGAAGCCCUUCGUCGAGCCUAAUAGCGAAACUUCUACUGGUUGUAUGCGUUCGUGCUGAGAACGAAGUUGAUUGGAGAAGAUUCUUGUUGUUGAGCAACUCGGUUCAUUAAUUUCAAGCAAGUUAUAAGCAAAAAAAAGUGCAUCGCAAUGUCCAAACCAAAAUCUCCAACGGGGCGUCCAAUUCCGGAGGCCGAACAGGAAGCUUUCUUCGUGAGGAGCAAACCGGAUCCGAUUCCGUUCAGCAAGUUCCUGUACAACUCCAAUGAGGGAACCGUUCUCGGUCGUACUGCCAUGUCAUGGGCCAAAAUCGGUACCUUCUACAUGAUCUUCUACUGCGUGCUGGCCGCCCUGGUUGCCGUAUGCAUGUGGGUAUUCUUCCAAACCCUCGACCCAAGGACACCGAAGUGGCAGCUGGAUCAGUCACUAAUCGGUACCAACCCAGGCCUGGGUUUCCGUCCACUCCCGUCAGAAGACAACGUCGAAAGUACGCUCAUCUGGUACAAGGGCACCGAAGAGAAAAACUACAAGCAAUGGACUGAUGCACUGGACGACUUCCUCCAAGACUACAGAACACCCGGUCAGAUUUCCGGCCGAGGACAGAACAUCUACAACUGUGAUUACACCCAUCUGCCACCGCCAAGGACCGUGUGCGACGUGGACAUCAAGCAGUACGGCCCCUGCACCCUGGAGAACCACUACAACUACCACAAGAGCGCUCCCUGCAUAUUCCUGAAGCUGAACAAGAUCUACGGAUGGAUCCCGGAAUUCUUCAACGACUCCGCCAACCUGCCCGGAAACAUGCCCAAGGACCUCCAGGAGUACAUCAAGACCGUCGACGACAAGGAGAAGCACACCAUGAACACCGUUUGGGUGUCGUGUGAAGGCGAGAAUCCCGCCGAUAUCGAAAAUGUCGGACCAAUCAAGUAUUACCCACGCCGUGGUUUCCCCGGCUACUACUACCCGUAUGAGAACUCCGAAGGCUAUCUGAGCCCCCUGGUGGCAGUGCAUUUCGAGCGUCCAAUUCGUGGAAUCAUCAUCAACAUCGAGUGCAAGGCCUGGGCCCGCAACAUCAAGCACGACAGACACGAACGGUUGGGCUCCGUACACUUCGAGUUGCUGAUUGAUUAGAACUGGCCGGCCCAGUCGUCCCGCCAGUAGCACCCGUCACCUGGUGCUAGCCAUGUGUCUAGCGCGCCGCUCUCCCUGCCCCGUACCAGUUCAAACCGAAGCGCUAGAUAGCCCGUAAUUCAAAUUUCGAAAACUCAAAUCGUCAACUAGGUCAAAAGUCAGCAACUUAUUCGCAGCUUUUUUAUAAAGUGUUUCAAGUCAGAUAAGCCAUCUUUCUACAAAAUUUUACCAUUUUGUCAGUGUUUCGAUCGUAAUGAAUUUUAAAAACGCUACCUUUCGCAAAUGCUUGUUUAUUUAAAUCCGUGAGAGUUAAUUAAGAUUAGGCGAUCUCCUUAGAUCUUCGUAGAGGACACAAAAAAAAACAACACAAAAAGACGUUAAGAAAAAUCUGUCUAUUAAGGAUGUAAGAUGUUGUGCUUGUAAUUUUUAUGAGUGUAAAUAAUAAAUGAGAGUCCAAAUCGUUAA